GCCGAUGGCGAGGACGCUGAAGAGGAAGCCGCCGAAAAUGAUGCUGUGGUGGAGGAGUUGCCACCUGGAGCCCCGAAAGGCUUCACGAUCAAAUGGGACCACGAAGCCGAAGCAUCUCAGAGCCCUCAGGGAACAGAGUCGAAAUAUGAGGACUUGACCAUUUACCAGGUUGGCAUCAUGAACAACGAGGUGGCCAUCGUCGUGAUACCGGAUUUGUGGGGCUGGCGGAUGCCUCGCGUCCGGUUGCUCGCAGACUACCUCGCCGGGGCGAUCCAGGGAUUUGCCGUGGUUCCACGGAUGCUGGACUCCCCACCAUUGCAAGAGGGAGAGCAAGACGAUGGCAUACCCGAGGAUUACCCGCUGCUGGAGACCGAUCUGGACACUGGCCUGGCGGGUCUCAAAGGCUGGAUCAUGAAGAACACCUACGAGUUCUACCUGUCCAAGUUUCGACUCGCGGCGAACUAUCUCCGGCAAGUCGCGAAAGCGAACAGGAUUGGCAUCGUCGGACUUGGUUGGGGCUCCUGGCUGGCCUGCUACGGGGCCGAAUACCUGGGAGUGGACUUUGGCUGCUCAGUGAUGAUAACGCCUCUUCUACAUCGCCUUGGCAUCUGGGACGGUGUCAGCCCAGAGCGUUUGAUCGCGAAAUGCCCUGCUCCU
Molecule: messenger RNA, 657 nt
Organism: Symbiodinium necroappetens
Lineage: Eukaryota; Dinophyceae; Suessiales; Symbiodiniaceae
Source: the annotation of a GenBank genome assembly